GCUGGAGUGAGUAGUCCACGAGCUAGCUGUCAUCCUGGUCGAUUGAAAAAUCCGAGAUCGAUCCUCCUGAUCCUCCAGAAGAUCCAGCUGCAGCUGCUCCUCCUCCGGAGCCAUGGAAACAGUGCACACGGCCAUCGGGGUGACGAGCGUAGUGGCCAUGCUGUUGGUGGUUACCCACUCGCUAAAGCAGUUGGGUGGCCGGGUGCUGGAACAAACCCGUGAACCGAUCUCCGACCUUGUGACCCGGGGCGGUCCUGUGGCCGAUCAGCUGACGGCCGUGGAGGGAGAAACUCCCUUGGUCGAAGGAGAUCGCAUGGAUGGGGCCUGUUCCGUGGUCCAAAGUAUUGGAGGCAAGGCAUGUGCCUUGGUGGGUCCUCUGCUGCCCAGAUUGGGGAGCGAUCGCAAGUCCAGGGACUCCUCGCCAGAGGAGGAAAAGGCCAAAAAGGACUCGGAGCAGGCAGCUGGGAAACGGGAAACACCGCCUGCGGCAGAUCCACCGGAAGAGGAGUAAAAUCCAGCCAGCGAAGGAAAUCAGU
Molecule: messenger RNA, 536 nt
Organism: Drosophila suzukii
Lineage: Eukaryota; Metazoa; Arthropoda; Insecta; Diptera; Drosophilidae
Source: RefSeq, a predicted model, not a curated record